GGGGAGGAAGUUGGCCUAGGGGCCGCCUGGGCUGUGUCUGCAAGGAGGCGGGCAGCUGUGGUAGCUGCUUUGACCUGUUGAGGGCGGCGCGAUGGGAGACGAAAUGGAUGCCGUGAUCCCCGAGCGGGAGAUGAAGGAUUUUCAGUUUAGAGCCCUGAAGAAGGUGAGAAUCUUUGACUCCCCCGAGGAGUUGCCCAAGGAACGCUCGAAUCUGCUUGCCGUGUCCAACAAGUAUGGCCUGGUCUUCGCUGGUGGAGCCAGUGGGUUGCAGAUUUUUCCUACUAAAAAUCUUCUUAUUCAGAAUAAACCUGGAGAUGAUCCCAAUAAGAUAGUUGAUAAAGUUCAAAGCUUGCUAGUUCCUAUGAAAUUCCCGAUACAUCACCUGGCCCUGAGCUGUGAUAACCUCACACUUUCCGUGUGCAUGAUGUCCAGUGAAUAUGGUUCCAUUAUUGCUUUUUUUGAUGUUCGCACUUUCUCAAAUGAGGCCAAACAGCAGAAACGCCCGUUUGCGUAUCAUAAGCUCCUGAAAGAUGCAGGAGGCAUGGUGAUCGAUAUGAAGUGGAACCCUACUGUUUCCUCCAUGGUGGCAGUUUGCCUGGCUGAUGGCAGCAUUGCUGUCCUACAGAUCACAGAGACAGUGAAAGUGUGUGCGACUCUUCCUUCCACAGUAGGAGUAACAUCUGUCUGCUGGAGCCCCAAAGGAAAGCAGCUGGCAGUGGGGAAACAGAAUGGAACUGUGGUCCAGUAUCUUCCUACUUUGCAGGAAAAAAAAGUCAUUCCUUGUCCUCCAUUUUAUGAGGCAGAUCAUCCUGUCAGAGUUCUGGAUGUGCUGUGGAUUGGUACAUAUGAAUUCACAAUAGUAUAUGCUGCUGCAGACGGGACCUUGGAAACUGCUCCAGAUGUGGUGAUGGCUCUGCUCCCGAAAAAAGAAGAAAAGCACCCAGAAGUGUUUGUGAACUUUAUGGAGCCCUGCUAUGGCAGCUGUACAGAGAGGCAGCAUCAUUACUACCUCAGCUACAUUGAAGAAUGGGAUUUAGUGCUGGCAGCAUCUGCGGCUUCAACAGAAGUUAGUAUCCUCGCUCGACAAAGCAGCCAGGUUAAUCUCCAUUCCAUCCAUUGCUCAAGCAAAAAUUAUGGUGUCACCUCUGACUCUCUUUCUCUCACAUCUCACAUCUAUCAAAAGAGUAAUUGGGAAUCUUGGCUGCUGGAGGAUUCUAGCCGAGCUGAACUGCCUGUGACAGACAAGAGUGAUGAUUCCUUGCCCAUGGGAGUUGCCAUAGAUUACACCAACCAAGUGGAAAUCACCAUCAAUGAUGAGAAGACUCUUCCUCCUGCUCCAGUUCUUAUGUUACUUUCAACAGAUGGUGUGCUUUGUCCAUUUUACAUGAUCAAUCAAAAUCCUGGUGUUAGGUCCCUCCUCAGGACACCAGAGCGGCUCUCACUGGAAGGAGAGCGACAACCCAAGUCAUCAGGAAGUACUCCUACUACUCCCACCUCCUCUCAGGCCCCGCAGAAGCUCGAUGCGGCAGCAGCCGUAGCUCCUGCCUCCGUUCUGCCUUCAUCACCGACUGCUCCCACCUCCACCUUCUCUUUGCCUUCCGCCGUGGGAGCCCCUGCUGUGUUCUCCUUUGGUUCUUCAUCCUUGAAGUCAUCUGGUUCUGUCACUGGGGAGGCCCCUCCGUGUUCCAGUGCCUCUGACAAUUCCAAAGCAGCCUUGGGCCCUGGAGCAUCCUCCUUCUCUUUUGUUCCUCCUCCUCAAGCCUCCCUCGUGCUCACCCCUGCGGCCUCUCCCAUGGCACCCUCAGCUGCCUCAUUCUCCUUUGGAUCGUCGGGUUUUAAGCCUACCCUGGAAAGCACACCAGUGCCAAGCGUGUCUGCUCCAAACACAGGAAUGAAGCCCACCUUCCCACCAUCAGCCUCUGCAGUCAAGGUCAACCUUAGCGAAAAGUUCACGGCCGCGGCCACCUCUGCUCCUGUUCACAACUCACAGAGCUCACCCUCAAUGCUGCCGUUCUCCUCGGUCUCCAAGCCAGCAUCCUCUGGACCUCUCAGCCAUCCUGCACCUCUCUCGGCAUCAUCCAGUUCCUUGUCAUCCAAGUCCUCGGUCUCUUCCUCAGUAUCGGCAGGGCGGUCUGCUCAGGGUAGUCCAAAUGCAGUGCCGUCAACGGUACAGAAAUCACCCAGGAUAACCCCUCCAGUGGCCAAGUCAGGCUCUCCCCAGGCAAAAUCACUUCAGCCUCCUGUUACAGAAAAGCAGGGACAUCAGUGGAAAGAGUCAGACCCUGUGAUGGCUGGAAUCGGGGAGGAGAUCACUCACUUUCAGAAGGAGUUGGAAGAGCUGAAAGCCCGGACUUCCAAAGCCUGUUUCCAAGUGGGCACUUCUGAGGAGAUGAGGAUGCUGCGAACAGAAUCAGAUGACCUGCACACCUUUCUUUUGGAGAUUAAAGAGACCACAGAGUCUCUUCAUGGAGAUAUAAGUACCCUGAAAACAACUUUACUUGAGGGCUUUGCUGGUGUUGAAGAAGCCAGAGAACAAAAUGAGAGAAACCGUGACUCUGGGUAUCUGCACUUGCUCUAUAAGAGGCCGCUGGACCCCAGGAGUGAGGCUCAGCUCCAGGAAAUUCGGCGCCUUCAUCAGUAUGUGAAAUUUGCUGUCCAAGAUGUGAAUGAUGUUCUAGACUUGGAGUGGGAUCGGCAUCUGGAACAAAAGAAAAAACAAAAGCGCCUGUUUGUGCCAGAGCGAGAGACGCUGUUUAACACCCUUGCCAACAACCGGGAAAUCAUCAACCAACAGAGGAAGAGGCUGAAUCACCUGGUGGAUAGUCUCCAGCAGCUCCGUCUUUAUAACCAAACCUCCCAGUGGGGCCUUCCCUUGGAUGUCCCCUCUCAGAGCAGCACUCACAGUUUUGACAGUGACCUCGAAAGCCUGCGCAAUGCUUUGUUGAAAACAACCAUAGACUUUCAAACCAAACCCUUGCCCAAAGUCGCAGCUAAACUGUCCCCCGUGAAACAGGCACAGCUGAGAAACUUCUUGGCCAAGAGGAAGACCCCACCGGUGAGAUCUACUGCUCCAGCCAGCCUGUCUCGGUCAGCUUUCCUGUCUCAGAGGUAUUAUGAAGACUUGGAUGAAGUCAGCUCAACGUCAUCCAUUUCCCAGUCUCUGGAAGGUGAAGACACACGGGCAUCCUGUAAGGAUGACGACGCAGUGGUCCAGGUUCCCCGGCAUGCUCCCGUGGUUCGGACGCCUUCCAUCCAGCCCAGUCUUUUGCCCCAGGCGACUCCUUUUGCUAAAUCUCACCUGAUUCAUGGUUCACCAGGUGUGAUGGGAACUUCAGUGACUGCACCUGCUAGCAAAAUUAUUCCCCAAGGGGCUGAUAGCACAAUGCUUGCAACAAAAACCGUGAAGCAUGGCGCCCCUGGCCCUUCCCACCCCAUCUCUGCUCCCCAGGCGGCCGCUGCAGCAGCCCUGAGACGGCAGAUGGCCAGUCAGUCUCCAGCUGUCAGUACUUUGACCGAAUCAACUUUGAAGAAUGUCCCUCAAGUGGUAAAUGUGCAGGAAUUGAAGAAUAAUCCUACAGCCCCCUCUGCAGCGAUGGGUUCUUCAGUGCCGUACUCUGCAGCCAAAACACCUCACCCGAUGUUGACCCCAGCGUCUGCUCACCAAGCUAAGCAGGGAUCUCUGAUAAACGCCUUAAAGCCGUCUGGGCCCACACCAGCGUCCAGUCAAUUGUCAUCUGGUGAUAAAGCUUCAGGACCAGUGGCAACCAAGAUAGAGACAGCUGUGACGUCUACCCCGUCUGUUGUUGGGCAGUUCAGCAAGUCUUUCUCAUUUUCUCCGUCAGGGACUGGCUUUAAUUUUGGGAUAGUCACACCAACACCGUCUUCUAAUUUCACGGCCACACAAGUGGCAGCACCCCCCGGCAAAGAGUCAAACCAGCUGGACACAUUCUCCUUUGGCGGGACAGGCAAACCUUUUUACGAGGCCAUUCCUGAAAGCUCCCCUCCCUCGGGAAUGACGACGUCAAGUAGCACGGGAGCUGCUGGUCCCUCUCCUGGGGAGUCUGCUCCAUCCAGCGGCAGGCCUGUGGCACCUUCUGGAAUUGCUCUUUCCACCCCCUCUGGCAAGGUGGAAGCUCCGCCGUCCAAGUUGGGAGAGCUUCUGUUUCCAAGUUCUCUGGCUGGAGAGACUCUAGGAAGUUUUUCAGGACUGCGGGUUGGCCAAGCAGAUGAUUCUACAAAGGCAGCCAGUAAGGCUUCAUCCCCAGGCGGGACUGGUGCUAGUGCACAGCCCACCAAGACUUCGGCCGUCCCCUCCGGGUUUAGUUUCACCGGCCCCGUGGUGCUGGGGAAGCCCACGGAGCCUCCCGUGACCUCCUCUGUGGCUGCCACCACAGUGACCCUGGCGGCUGCGGCCGGCCCCAGCCCCGGCAGUUCCUCAACUGGCGUCUUUGGCAGCCUGCCGCUCACCAGUGCGGGACCCUCCAGCGUAAUCAGUUUUGCGGGGCUAUCGCUAAGCGGUAGCAAGACCAGUUUUCCGUUCGGAGGCCAGCAGACAAGUGGUACAGCGCCGUCCUCUGCCGCUGCCGCUGCCACACCCCUUCCUACAUCCCUCCCCGCCUUGUCGUUUGGCAGCCUCCUGAGUUUAGCAUCUGCUCCCACCGUGCCCACGUCCUCCGCUAAAAGCACGGAAGCAGCCACGUCAUCGGCUCUGCCUGAGAAGCCAGGUGGUAGUGAGGCCUUGGUGUCAACAGCCUCCCUCCUAGGGCAGCAGCCAUCCGCCCAGCUUCCCCAAGCUCCUUCUCAAACGUCUGACUCUGUGAAGAAGGAGCCCGCUCUCACCCAGCCUGCGGCCAGCAGCCCUGGUACAGCAGCGCCCAGUGCCACCGUCCUAGCGCCGUCCGCGGAGGCCACUCCGGCAGCCACCGGGGCCCCGGACGCCAAGACCGAACCGCCGUCCCCUGCCCCCACCCCGGCAGCGCCUGGGCAGAUUGCCGUCGCAGCACCUGCCGUCCCAGGUGCCGGCCCCGUGGCCCCAGAAACAUCCAGGCCUCCCGCCACCUCCAGCGCUGUUUCCGGUGAUGCUCCAGGCCCAGCCACGGAGCCCGCAGUGUUUGGGGCGGUCACUUCGGGCUCGCCUGUCUUUACUCAGCCACCGGCCGCCAGCUCUAGCUCGGCUUUCAGCCAGCUCACCGGCCACACAGCCACCGCCCCCUCGGCGACCCCCAUGUUUGGGCAGGUGGCCGCCAGCACUGCCCCGAGCCUGUUCGGACAGCAGGCGGGCGGCAUCGCCAGCACGGCGGCUGCCGCACCGCAGGUCAGCGGCUCGGGGUUCGGCAGCCCAGCGUUUGGCACCUCCGCCCCGACGGUCUUUGGACAGACGAGCUUCGGGCAGGCCCCGGCCUUCGGGCAGCCGACCAGCAGCCCCGCGAGCGGCUUUUCCUUCAGUCAGCCCGGCUUCAGCUCCGUGCCGGCUUUUGGUCAGUCCGCGUCCCCCACCCCCGCGUCCACCAGCGGGAACGUGUUCGGUGCAUCUUCAAGCGCCAGUAGCUCCAGCUCCUUCUCAUUUGGACAGUCUUCUGCCAACACUGGAGGGGGGCUCUUUGGCCAGAGCAGCCCUCCUGCUUUUGGCCAGGGCCCUGGCUUUGGGCAGGGAAGCUCUGUGUUCGGUGGCGCCUCAGCCACCACCACGACAGCGCCAUCCUCUGGGUUUAGCUUUUGUCAAGCUUCAGGUUUUGGGUCUAGUAAUACUGGUUCUUUGUUUGGUCAAGCAGCCAGUACUGGUGGAACGGUCUUUGGCCAGCAGUCGUCCUCUUCCAGCGGCAGCGUGUUUGGGUCUGGAAACACUGGAAGAGGGGGAGGUUUCUUCAGUGGCCUUGGAGGGAAACCCAGCCAAGACGCAGCCAACAAAAACCCAUUCAGCUCGGCCAGCGGGGGCUUUGGAGCUACAGCCACCCCAAAUACCUCUAACCUUUUUGGAAACAGUGGAGCCAAGACGUUUGGUGGCUUUGCCAGCUCAUCAUUUGGAGACCAGAAACCUGCUGGCACCUUUAGCUCUGGAGGAGGAAGUGUGGCCUCCCAAGGCUUUGGGUUUUCCACUCCAAGUAAAACAGGUGGCUUCGGUGCUGCUCCAGUGUUUGGCAGCCCUCCUACUUUUGGGGGAUCCCCUGGGUUUGGAGGGGUGCCAGCAUUCGGUUCAGCCCCAGCCUUUACAAGCCCUCUGGGCUCGACGGGAGGCAAAGUGUUCGGAGAGGGUACCGCGGCCGCCAGCGCGGGAGGAUUCGGGUUUGGGAGCAGCAGCAACACCACGUCCUUCGGCACCCUCGCCAGUCAGAACGCCCCGACGUUCGGAUCGCUGUCCCAACAGUCUUCUGCGUUCGGGGCCCAGAGCGCGGGAUUCUCCGCCUUCGGGUCAGGCAGCGGAGGAUUUAGCUUUGGAUCAUCUAGCUCGUCUGUCCAGGGCUUUGGUGGCUGGAGAAGCUGAGUGGGUGUCGGUGUUCCUUUCCGUUCCUGUGACCAACUGCGUUCUCAGCUCCCCUUCACUGAGAAACCCUGGAGCAGUCCUUUGAACUGGACGUUCUCGUUGAAAUACACACCCCGAAAGAAACAGCAGAAACCAAACUCCAGAGAUGCCUGAUUGCUUGUUUUGUUUUAUAUUUUGUGUUGGUUGUUCCCCCCCACACACGCUAUUAAACUGUUCGGCCUGUUUCCAUACAGAAUGUAUGUGGGCUUUUUCAGGUCACAGCCAAGGAGAGAGGUUUCCUCAUUCCUCUGGGUCUGAGAAACCUGCACAGCCUGCCAUCAGCCAGCAGCAUGUGUCUUCAAAGACGGCUGCCAAAAGGAUCCAGCAUAGGUUACGGAUAGGCAGGCGCUUCUCCCAGACGCUCUCCCCUGGUCUCCUCGGACUGGGGCCCUCCCCAGGGGGAAGAGGUUGAGUGCUGGCCAGCGCCUUUUUGAGGCCGUAACUCGGUGUCUUUUCUUCACGUCCUUUUUGCUAUUGAGUAUGAGGCCCCUCAAGGUGUCAACUUCGUGAUUGAGUAGAGGGAAGGAAACUCACUUAUGCAGGCAUUAGCUGAGUUUCGGAAGAGGUAUUAACACCUCAGCGUACAGGUAGCUGUGAGGCAGGCGUGGAAAACCUGCCAGGGGGUGCUGGUGACAGGUGUGCUGCCCUUGGAACACCUCUGCUCAUCCUCUCAGUUUGGCUCUUGGGCUCUGUGUGUCCCACGGCUAAUUUCUUAUACUCUGGCGGCGAGGUGGACAGUUGAUUGAGAAACAGCUUUUAUCUCCAGUAGGUGACGGUGACAUUGGUGACCACUCCUUGCUCCUAUCUAUGAACCGCAGUGCACAUAACCCUUGGGUAGACCCGGGAGUGAGAAGAUGUUGCUACUGCCCGAUGCCACCAGGCAAGUGUUGGCUAGGGUGGCCUAGAGGUCGUGACUUUGGUCUCAUUAAAGUGCUUGUAAUGCAGUGUUCUUAGGCCUGUGAUGUCCUAGCCAGUUGCUGGCAAACAAGGACUGCCUUGCACCAAAGCGUAGGCAUAAGAAUUUGUUAUCUUUCAGGCUCAGGAUAGGACAGCGCUUUGGCUUGGGUCAUCAGCAGGGGAGGGUUGGAAAGGGACAGUUAUUUAGAUUUUUAUAUAUUGGAAAGUUGUAUUUUGAAAGGUGUUAAUAAAAGUUUUCCAUGUGAUUGAAUUUGUCGCAUUACAGCCAGUAUGACCUGGCUGGUUCUAUUGGCUUGUUGGGAGGGUAGACCCCGGGGAGGUACCCUGGGCCACAGCCUGCCCUGCCGGUCCUGGCUCUGCUAGGGGCUCUGUGUAAAGUACAAACUCAGAAGCCCCAGUCUGGCAGGUUCUGAUUCAGUAGGACUGAAAUUGGUACUGGACGCCCUCCGGCUGAAGGCAGUAGUUUCUUACACUCAUCAGAAGAGGAGUCUCCUAAGUGCGGCACGUUGGGUUUCAGGAAUCCCAGACCGGAAUUGGGCCCCUGGGUGACUUAUCCUGUUUUCUGUGCAGUUUAUGAGAGGAGAGUGAGAGUCUGUUCGUAUGUUCCAUUCAUCAGGGCGUCUGCCUCCUUCAAAGAGCUUGGACUUCAGUCAUUUAACGGGUACCCUCUUUGGUUUUUGUGGAACUGAAGAGCCCGUCUCCACCUGUUCUCAUGUGAGGCCCCCCCAGCCACAGAGCCAGUCCCCAGACGUCCACACGGGGCUCAUUCCUCCCACGUGUGCUCUCCCUAGUUCGUACACAGGGCCAUCUUGAGACAAAGGAAUUCGAGCGUUGAUGGGAACAGCUCGCGGUGGAGGGCCUUGCUUUAAGGGAGCAACGUGACUAAAUGGCAGGAGCUGACCUGCCUCCGCGUGUCCUCCUCCUGACCGGCACCCAGACAGAGCCAUCUCCUGCGCUUAUGUUUCCCCCCAGAGGCUCUUUUUUAUAAAUAGAAGCUGGUUUGGCCUAAACCCUUGACCUCAAAUUCUCUGUGUAAUCCUCCAUCGAGGUGGCAUGUGACAUCUCUCCCUAAGGCCGUAUCAGCUGAGCUCGGCCAGAUAACGCCCCGGCACUCACUGUGGGGCGCGGCGGCCACCAGGGAAUGGAUGGCUGGUGUGGGAGCCCCUCUGAGUUCCUUUUUUGGGGUCGAUUUCGCUGGUGGGUGACAGGGGUCAUCUCAGAGUGCAGCCAGCAUGCGUCCCCUGAAACCCAAGCUCCCAGGAUGCUGGGCAGGGAAUGCACGGUGGCUCCAGCCUGCCCGGGGAGGAGAUGGUGGGGCUGCGCCUUCCCCAAAUAGGGGCAGACGGAGAGCAGCCGCGAGUGUGAGGGUCAUGUCCCCGUGAGAAGGGACCGUGACCGCAGAUGGGCCCGGGAGGGCGCCUGCUUAACCAAGCUGUGGCGCAGGAGGCCUCCACUUCAGUCUGAGAUUCUGCCUCAGCAGAGCUGAGUUGGUCCCUUCAAGCUGUGUUUUCGAUAAGCUUCACAGGUGAGUCCCACGCAGAUGGUCCAUGGUCCACAUUUAGAGAAACCUGUUAAUGGCAAUAACUAUAAAUAUCUUCUUCCUGUGGAGCGUCUGAAAGAGACCCGCACUCCCACGGCUGUGUUGAUUUUGCCGUGAGUCCAGGGUAAGGGAUCUUUCUGAAACUGUUGAUGAGGGGCACUGAGUUUAAGUUUCAGCUGCAUUUUGGGCACCUGCUCAAAAAGGAAACACAAAAGCACAGGUGGGCUGUCAGCGCCUUCCUGUUCGGCAGCUUCUGAACGCCGCCUCUGUGAGGUCUCCCCGAUCAACGGGUGGGAGGAGGUCCCCUCCUUGACCUCAUCCUGUCUCCCGACGCGACUCAGUCCCUGUCUCUGGUCGCCACGUUGUGCUUCAGACAAAGUCCUGGAGGACGAGGGGCAGGUGUCCUGCACCCUCCUGAGCUUGGCUCUGUCACCCUUUCCUUUUCUCUUCAGUUCCCGCUCGGUUUCCUCACAGAGCGCCUGCCCAGUGCUCCCGGGCAUCGGCCGGCUCUCCUGCUGCUUCUGGGUGUCACCUGCUGGGCGGAAAGCAGGGGCAGGUGUACCUCCCGGCCCUGGGCUUCCGGGAUCAGUCUCUUCCUCCUCCUCCUACCCCGGUUCUCUGAUUUGUCUGUUCCUUCAUCACUCACAGGAGGAAAAAAAAGCAAUUAGACUGAGAUGGUUUUAGCCCCCAAACCUCCUCUGUCUUCAGAAUGUUUCCUACGGAACGUUUGUAUACUCAGCCAAAAUAAGAAUGGUCCCACGGUCAGAUAAGUUGGGGAAAAGAAUGGACAGAAUGAAAUGUAACACGUCUUUUUAUCGGACUCUUUUGAGCCUUUAGUACGCAAAUUUGCUUUGUAAAUCAGUAAGAUGCAAUAGUCUGCCAUUUCCCAAAUACUUUUACCGUGGAACCUUUCUGCUGGAGCCAGCUUCCUUGAAACUCAUCCUCGCUUCAUCGUCGGUGUCGCUGGACAAAAGCAUAGCUUAUUUACUUCCUGCAGGUUGUGUUUCCAGUGCACGUUCCUCUCUCUCGUAUUCAGUGAUAAUAGUAGUGAUAGUUCGUUGAAUGAUUACUGUCUGCAUGUUUAACUUAACAUCUUCCAGAUGAGAGUGAGACCAAGAGAGUAAGCAGUUUGCUGAGUCCUAAGCCGGGCAGCGGUGGAGCCAGAAGGAACCGGGACAGUGCCUGCUGCCCUGCCCCGCACCGCACCCGCCUGCCCUCGGCUGGGCCCUGGCCGUCCACCGCUGGCUCUCGUGAUCGUCCUCCCUCAAGGUGGUCGUUCAUUCUAGAGGCAGUACCUGCCCAGUUGUGCCAGGGACACUGCCGAGCCCUCACAUGCCUGUCGUGUCUACCCCCACGGAAAGGAGCUGACACUGGGUGUGGACCACGGUAAACGCGCUGCCCGUUGUGUAGUCGGUUGCCGCCGUUCUGCUGCUCCAACUUGUGCGUGAUCACUCGACUGAACCAAAACCCCAGCGGGGCGGGACGGGGGCGGGGCUGAGUCUGUGGUGCCGGCGUUGGCGCACACCAUGUACAGAUGGGGGCUCGCGUCCGCUUCCGGAGGAGGAAGGCGAUCAGACCCCGGAUGAAGCAGCUGGCCCCACGCCCUCUGGCUGUCCAGGCCCCUCCUUCCUCCGCCGUUUCCUCCGGGCUCUGGCUUUGAGGCUUUCCAGAGUCCCACAGGCGGUCGGCCACAGACCCACCGAGGCGGCAGUUACUCCAUUGUUCCGCCCCUCUCUGCUCAUGAGUGGAGUCCCGUCCAUUCCACAGCCCUGGCCAGAGAUUCUCCACGUCGUUCGCGGCCCUAGCCCGCCAGCUGCAGAGAGUGAGUCAGUGUGGUGAUGGGGGCGCGGGGCAGGCCCGGACCGCACGUCGCGGCAAGUCCAGCUCAUCGCUCCUCCCGGCCUCCCUCCACCUCCGCUCCCGCUGGCCCAAGCGGGAAUCAAAGAAGCCGGCAUCUGGGGGCCGAAGAUGAUCCUGUUCGAUUCUAUCCUCAAUACAGAAGGGAAUUCAGACCCAAAACAGGGAAGAAAGUGACUCAAUCCAGCAAGUAGAGUUUAUUGCUUAAGGUCAUGUGUGUGUCUGGGCUCGAAUCCCAUCAUAGCUGUGUGACUUAAGGCAAGUCACUUAACCUCUCUGAGCCCCAGUUUUAUCAUCUGUAAAAAGGGAGAAUGAUAAUAUAUUUGUCUAGGUUUGUUGACGAUUA
This is a messenger RNA of Globicephala melas (long-finned pilot whale), 11181 nucleotides long. It is a transcript of the gene NUP214, whose product is annotated as nucleoporin 214. The record is from RefSeq and is a predicted model, not a curated record. NCBI's taxonomy places the organism in Eukaryota, Metazoa, Chordata, Mammalia, Artiodactyla, Delphinidae. Gene Ontology annotation, biological process: RNA export from nucleus; protein import into nucleus. Gene Ontology annotation, molecular function: structural constituent of nuclear pore; protein binding. Gene Ontology annotation, cellular component: nuclear pore.